AUGCCUUCCUUGCGCCGUUCGCAUUCACCCUCGCCACAGAAGCGCAGACGAUCGCGCGAACGUGAUGAUGACAGUGAUCGCCGUCGCUACGAACGCUCUCACAAGAGAGAGCGUGAGGAUCGAGAUCGCGAACGCCGUGAGGAGCGCACUCGCGACCGAGAGCGCGACCGCCGGCGGGGCAGGGACGACCGCAACGAUCACGACGAGUCGGGCCAGAGGGACAGGGAGCGCGAUAGGCGCGACCGCCGUGAGGGUAGUCGCGAGCGUCCGCGCCGUGACAGCUAUGGCAAGGCUGAGUCAUCUCGCCGCCGUCGAGAGCGUUUGGCGAGCGAGUCGUCCGAUGACCUAUUUGACCUCGAGGACCUCGGCGUAGAGCGCAUCACGGAAGAGGAUUACUUUCUCAAAGCCGGCGAGUUUCGUUUCUGGCUCAAGGAGGAGCGCGGCAAGUAUCUUGACCAGCUCUCCUCCGCCGACGCCCACAAGUACUUCCGCCGCUUCGUGCGACGCUGGAACGACGGCGCGCUCCCUCGCGUGUGUUACGCGACUCACGAGACCUCGGGCUCCCGGGCGUCUAACAACACUGCAUACAAGUGGAGGUUCACCGCGAGCUCGCGAUUCAACUCGGUCGAGCUGGCUGCUGCGCGCGAAUCCGUCGACCGUGCGACGCACUCCAAGCUUCGCCAUGUCGAUAAUGAGAUGGGAGCUGGCGAUGAUAGCGACGGAGACAUAGGUCCAGUUCCCGAACUAGCCUCCCCGUCCCCUGGACCGCAGCUCGUAGGACCGUCUGUCGGUCCAAGUGCUCCGACUGUCGCUGAGCGCCAGAUGGCGCGUGAGGUGCAGGCCGAUAGCGAGCGCAUGGAGCGCAAUGCUGAACGUCGCGCUGGUCGAAAGGUUGUUAUGGAGCGCGCAGAGGAGCUCGCACCGCGCCAGACGGGGAAGGAGGGGCGGCAGGCCGAGAAGCGCGCGACCAACCAGCAGAACAAACAGAUGCGCGAGAAGGAUGAUGCAGCCGGCCUCGAGGUCGAUGACGGCACGCUUAUGGGCGACGAUAGCAGUUUCGCUGCUGCUAUCCGUGCAAGGGACGGUACUUCUUCGCGACACGCAGACAGGAAGGCGGAGGAAGCCGCAGAGCGGCGUGCUGCGAACGAGGAACGCCUCGUCGAGCGCCGUCAGAAGGAUUCGGAGACCAUGGAUAUGCUCAAAGCUAUGGCACGGCAGCGGUAUGGCGCAUGA
This is a messenger RNA of Cutaneotrichosporon cavernicola, 1233 nucleotides long. RefSeq lists its product as uncharacterized. Bases 1 to 1233 code for a protein of 410 amino acids. The transcript is spliced from 5 exons. The record is from RefSeq and is a predicted model, not a curated record. NCBI's taxonomy places the organism in Eukaryota, Fungi, Basidiomycota, Tremellomycetes, Trichosporonales, Trichosporonaceae.